Pocillopora damicornis (cauliflower coral) is the source of this 1486-nucleotide messenger RNA. Its product is annotated as crt homolog 1-like. Lineage: Eukaryota; Metazoa; Cnidaria; Anthozoa; Scleractinia; Pocilloporidae. The record is from RefSeq and is a predicted model, not a curated record.
UAAGUUAACUGUUCUGACGUAGAUAUAGCCCUGUCCAGCAUAUGGAGAGCACGAGAUUUCUAUGUUGUGACGCAACUUGAUUACUAACAUAUAACGACCUUGAAACUUAAAAAUUUCAAUCCAAUCUUCUAAGAGCGAGGACGCACUAAAGUUUAUCCGGCAGGGAGGAGAUAAACACCUUCUCUCGAGGCUGGUGAGAAGUUUUCGCGGCAAGCACGGCGCCUUGAAUCUCCUGUCAAUUCUCCAAAAAAUGGGUUCUACCAGUAGCUCUCACCCGAGUUAUGAAGACGGCGAUGUGUCACGCAUUUCCACUGAAGAUUUCGAGCCAUCUCGCCUGACUUCACCUUAUGGAAAACGAAAAAAAGUUAAGAUUGGAUUCUGCGAAAUUCGUCUAUUCUGGGCAAACUUAUUUUUUGCAUUUCUUGCUGUAGCCGGCCAAGUCGGUCAGAACGUUUCACUUCCCCUUUGGAUCGAUUCCGUGAAUGGGAAACAUUCGGGAAAAUCAGUCGACAGUUACUUUGUGCUGUCUUUCGCGAGUUUGUCGUUUGUAGUAAUAUUUGGACUUGGAACGUUGUUCAUUAAAACAUUUUCACCUCAAGAUCUCGGCGAAACAGAAAAACGUUUUCCACACCUUCUGCUCUUCUUGGUUGGCUUCUGUGACUCUUUGAACGGAGCUCUGGUUGUAUUCGCGAGUAAAGGGUCGAGAACACCGCCAUACCUUCAAGCGAUUCUUGGAAACUUCAUGAUCCCUUUGACUAUUUUAAUCAGGAUGCUGAUUUUGCGCAAGAAGCCCACCCUGCUGAAGUUGUCCUGUGGUGUCAUCGUGGUUGUUGGUCUUUUUAUUUGCCUCAUCCCAACAAUUUUUCCCGAUGUUGAUCCCAAAGCCGAGAAAAGAAAAAACGAUGCUCAGGGUGUUUCCAGAGUAAUGUGGCCGAUGAUUUUCAUGCUUGGUUUCGCUCCUUUAGCCGUCAUGAACGUGAUCGAAGAGAAGGGAGUGAAGAUGGAAAGUAAAUCAUCAAAGAAAUGCAUCAACUUGAUGUAUUUUCUAUUUUGGACGUCUUCAUAUCAGCUGCUGUGCGUGGGACUUUUGUUUUGGUUGGACAUUCUGCCGUGGUAUGGAAAUGUUGGCAAUAUCCAAGAGUUUGGGGAAAAUUGGUGGUUUGGAGUUCAAUGCUUCUUUGGCGCAGCAGGUUGUGACUCCACGUCAGGCAUCAGAGGAACUAUUUUCAUUAUCAUGUACGUUUUAUCCUAUGCUGGAGGAGCCAAUCUACUGAGACACGCCGAGGGAGCCACUUGGCUGGCUAUUGUAUCGGUAAGCGAAAAAUUUGAAGCAUCAUUUUUAUCUUUACCUUGGCGCUCAGUUGUGGAACAGGUGUAUUCGAGCACAUUUUGGUUGUUAGCCGGGUGGUGGGUACCAUACCAUACCACUUCUGACGGGAGUGAAGUUAGGGGCAUCAAUAGCAUAGUGGAUGGAGGGCUUAGUUAG